Messenger RNA from Aspergillus versicolor CBS 583.65, 1611 nucleotides. Its product is annotated as translation initiation factor eIF-2B subunit family protein. The transcript is spliced from 2 exons. NCBI's taxonomy places the organism in Eukaryota, Fungi, Ascomycota, Eurotiomycetes, Eurotiales, Aspergillaceae. Gene Ontology annotation, molecular function: S-methyl-5-thioribose-1-phosphate isomerase activity. The coding region runs from base 1 to 1611 and encodes 536 amino acids. The record is from RefSeq and is a predicted model, not a curated record.
AUGGCGGGGCAUCAAAAGCAAAGUCUAGAACGGCGAUCCGUCGUCUCGUCUUUCAUCUUCCAUCUACCCCAUUCGCGAUCCGAAAAGCCUCGCGUUGCGCUAUUCAAGCGGAGCACCAAAGUCAGUACUUACAAGUAUCACAUCGCGCCCAUUUCUGGAAGUAUCAGUCGGAAAGACCCGAACCCGCUCACGGCGGCAUGGCGGGAGCUCUCCGAGGAAACCCAGCUCAGUCCGGCUACGUUAACGCUCUGGCGGUUUGGGAAGCCGUUCUCCUUCGCGGAUGAGGCAGUCGAGCGGGAAUGGACUGUCCACCCGUUUGGGUUUCUGCUGAGGGGGGGAGUGGGGGAUAAUGCGAUUGAGAUUGACUGGGAGCAUGAGGGGUGGGAGUGGUAUGAUCCUACAACUGUGGUUAACGAUGACGGGUUUGAGAUGACGGGUGUUCCGCAUCUGAGGGAGAGUUUACGGCGAGUGUGGUUUGAGGGCGAGUUUGGUGGGGAGGCUGGGAGUACGUUGAGUGCUGGGUUGGAGAAGUUGCAGAAUGACCAUGAGAGUGGCUCGCAUGAGCUUACUUCUAUUGCGUUAAAGGUAUUCCGGGACUUCAUUGUGCAGAUGCAACCGCGGAUGGAAGAGGACGGGGAGAAGUGGUGGGAGGAUGUGGAGUUGGCUGUGUGGCAUCUUGUCAAGAAUGGGCGGGAGAGUAUGGGCGCGGCGACGCUGAAUGCCCUUCUUGCGAUAUUGGAAGAGAUGGAGGAGGUUUGGAAGCUUGAAUCAAGUUCCGAAUGGAAACUCGAGCGGAUGCUCACGAUUAUCGACCAUCAUUUAAAGAGCCGGACGAGUCGCGCGGAUUUGGUCAAGGAGAUGUUUGCAUCCUACGUGAGAACGAAUUUCCUUUCUGGCGGGCAGUCGAAAGACAAGCUUACCAUAGUUACCUUGUCUGCUAGCUCGACGAUUCGUGAUAGUAUCGUGGAAACCUUUACUUCCUUGGAUAUAUCAAAACUUGAGUUGCGCAUCCUCGAGUCCCGUCCGCUAUUCGAGGGCGUCAGCAUCGCAUCUUCUAUAUUGUCACACUUCCAAGAGAAGUGCAAGGAUACACCGGAUAAGAAGUUACAUAUCAGCCUCUAUGCCGACGCACCGGCUGCCGUGGCCGCAGAGGGCGUGGAUAUCGUUCUUUUGGGCGCAGACCGGAUUUCUAGAUCCAAGGGGGUCAGCAACAAGACCGGGUCUCUUCCACUGGCGCUUAGCACAAAGCACAUCACGCCAGCCGCUAAGAUUGCUGUACUUUCUGAGCUCGAAAAGGUAAACGGUGAGAACGGCGUCAUUGAUGAUGAGAGGCAUGAGGACAAUGAUCCGGCUGAAGUGGUCAACGCAUGGAAGAGCGCGGGGGUCAAAGGCGUGGAGUCUGUAGAGGCGUUCAGCGACCCCGCUCGAGCUGGCAAUUCAAACGUCUCGGUAGACGUGAGGAAUAUCUAUUUUGAGUGGAUUCCGUUGUCCUUGAUAGAUGCAUUCGUGAGUGGCGAGGGUGUUCUCAACGAUGAUCGAAUCCUUGAGAAGGCAAACCAGCAGCAAGAACUGGCGAGUCGCUAUUUUGAUAGCAUCUCUGUUCGGUACUAG